CGAAUAAUCAUCUGUUUCCAUCUGUUCAUUAGCAUCCUCUUAUACUGAAAGCUAGGAAAGCCUCCGUCUUUGAAAUCAACCGCGGAUAAAUUUAAGACUCCAGGGGAGAUUUGGAUGCUUUUUUAGGGUGUGAGAGUUUACCCUGAUGGUAUCAUCUGAAAUAAAAUCUGGGGUUUCAUUGCAAGACCUACAUCCAUCUUCCCCUUAUUUCAAGCAAGGGGCUUCGUUGAGAGUAACUGGAAAGUUACAAGAGUAUUCUGUAGAGACGGCCAUUGCCACAAUUGUUGAUGGAAGUGACAGCUUAAAAAUCAACACCCAACACCUCAGGGAGCUUAGCUUUCGAGUCGAAUCCAUCUACCAGUUCAUCGGCGAGCUGCUUAUUCAACCCGAUAAUGAGGCAGUCUUGCAGGCACGCGGCAUUGAUCUCAAUCUCUAUUAUCAAUCUCUGCAAUUGUUGAGACAAUUUCAGGCUGAUCAUUUGAAGACCAUAUUACCAUCUACACCCAACCCAUCAAACAAUACAAAAUGAAAUCGUAAUGGCAAAAGGGUCAAAGCCAAUAGCCCAAUGAUCACCUCAUAAUUUAAACCAAACGAAUAUAUUUUUAAUUGGGCCCUUAGAUUUUUUUAUGAACUUUUUGGGUAGGCCCAAGUCCUCACCUACCAUUAACGUUUUCGCUGGAAGCCCGUACGUCUUUAUCGGGUGCGCCGACCCACACCUGAUUGUUGGCUCUUACGUGUCAGCUGCUGGUUGGUAAGAAUAUACGGGGUGCUGGACCCACCUUGUUGCUGCUCCUUUGCACCGCCCUCAUCAUGUGCGCUAUCGGUGCGGAGCACUGGAUACGUGGAUUCAAAGUAUCACGUGUAGAAUAGCAGGAGAAAGUGAUAAUCUCGUGUUUCAUGCUCCCACCCAAAAGUCUAUGCACUCGCAAAAUGAAAAUAUCUCUUCUUUUCUCUCUCUUUUCUGGGUUUGCUUCUUCAAUUAAACAUUAUUGUUGUUC
This is a messenger RNA of Prunus mume (Japanese apricot), 998 nucleotides long. Its product is annotated as CST complex subunit TEN1. Gene Ontology annotation, biological process: negative regulation of telomere maintenance via telomerase. Gene Ontology annotation, cellular component: CST complex. The record is from RefSeq and is a predicted model, not a curated record. NCBI's taxonomy places the organism in Eukaryota, Viridiplantae, Streptophyta, Magnoliopsida, Rosales, Rosaceae. Gene Ontology annotation, molecular function: single-stranded DNA binding; telomeric repeat DNA binding; telomerase inhibitor activity.